CUCUCUCAUGGUUUCCCGCUAGAUUUGUUCCGUUGAUAGGGAACAUAGAACACUCUCUUCUUCUCUCGCCAAAAGCGAAGAUUUUUCAGUUGAUAAUCUCUUUCUUUACCGAUUUGAAGCUCCAUGAACUCUCGAGAUCUCGCAAUCGUCUCUACCUCUGCAAUUUUCGGUGCUUUGGUUUCAGCUCUAGCAUUUCGCUUCUUCUCAUCAAACCCUAAAAACCCUAAAUCCCGAAGAUUUGCUUCGACGGAAAUCGCCGCAGUUUCCAGAAGAUUUCCUGGUCUAGACCCUUUCAGUCCUUUGAAGCGAGAAGGGUAUUUAUCGUGGGAUGAUUAUUUCAUGGCGAUUGCAUUUCUGUCAGCAGAAAGAUCAAAGGAUCCUAACAGGCAGGUUGGUGCGUGUUUGGUGAGCCAAAAUGGUGUAAUUCUUGGGAUUGGUUAUAAUGGUUUUCCGAGAGGUUGCUCGGAUGACAGACUUCCUUGGGCCAAGAAAUCGAAAACUGGGGACCCAUUGGAGACAAAGUAUCCAUAUGUUUGUCACGCUGAAGUCAAUGCCAUACUAAACACAAACCACGCAUCUGCGGCUGGACAGAAACUUUAUGUGACAAUGUUUCCUUGCAACGAAUGUGCCAAGAUUAUUAUACAGUCUGGUGUUGCUGAGGUAAUCUAUUUUGUGGAAAAGAGAUUAAAGGACUCAGAUGUUGCCUACGUAGCUUCUCACAAGCUCUUAGCCAUGGCCAACAUCAAAGUUAGGAAACAUCAACCAGAGAUGGAUCAGAUCUUGAUCAAGUUCGAAGAAAACUUGCUCUGACCAUGGACCUAAUUGUUCCAAUUCAAAAUGUAGGUCCAAGUAUGAGAAUCUUAAGAUUUCUGUAGAGAGUCACUUGUUGAAGAAGAGAAGGUUGUUUAUCCAGAGAUGGUUUUGAAAAUAUCACUUUUUUUUCUUUCAUUCUUAUAUUUCUCAUGUAAUAACUAAAUCCAAUAAAAUUUCAGAAAAGUCUCCCCAAUUUUUAUUUUUGUCAAUUUGCCCUUUGUGUUUUGGUUUGACCCAUUCAAGGACAUGGACAAGAAGAUGAAGGAAGCAGUAGAGGAUCUAACCCGAGCUGUA
Messenger RNA from Eutrema salsugineum, 1107 nucleotides. Its product is annotated as deoxycytidylate deaminase. Gene Ontology annotation, molecular function: zinc ion binding; hydrolase activity. The transcript is spliced from 9 exons. NCBI's taxonomy places the organism in Eukaryota, Viridiplantae, Streptophyta, Magnoliopsida, Brassicales, Brassicaceae. Bases 124 to 810 code for a protein of 228 amino acids. The record is from RefSeq and is a predicted model, not a curated record.